Molecule: messenger RNA, 3912 nt
Organism: Xenopus laevis (African clawed frog)
Lineage: Eukaryota; Metazoa; Chordata; Amphibia; Anura; Pipidae
Gene: suv39h2.S
Product: suppressor of variegation 3-9 homolog 2 S homeolog
Exons: 7
Coding region: 1386-2624 (412 amino acids)
Biological process (GO): S-adenosylmethionine metabolic process; pericentric heterochromatin formation
Cellular component (GO): chromosome, centromeric region; nucleus
Molecular function (GO): methyltransferase activity; histone methyltransferase activity; transferase activity
Source: RefSeq, a predicted model, not a curated record
UGUUGAUAGAGAUGCAAACAGGAAACCAGUUUGGCGGCAAACAGAAUUUAUUCAAGUUAACCGCUCUCUUCGGAACGCAACACCUACUUGUGACGCUCAACAAGCCAAGCUCACUUUGUGUACAGAGAAAAGGCUGUCAUGGGCGUGGCUUGCAUAAGGACCUCGUCUCCGCGUCUCUGACGUCACGAGAUGUAAAUUAGAGUGAUAGCGGCGGUACAACAUGGCUGCAGCGCGUGGAGUGUGGAUCAGAUGAAGAGUGGCUUGGAUGAAACUUGAAACAUUAUCUCACUGUUGCACUCUGUGGACAAAUAAAACUGGGUGUUAAACCUUUAUGUAUCAAGCUGUGUGUGCGGUUCCAACACUGAAAAUCAGAGAUUCUAGAGAGACCCUGCCAGAUAUCCAGGGAACAUCUGUACCAUCAAAAGAAACGUCUGCAUUGUGUGUGCAGGACGUUGUCAUAGCUCUGGUUAAUUCCAUCCAAUGUCAUUUUAUUUUAAUACUGGUGUGGGUAACUUUUUAACUGGCUGGGCACAUAAAGAUCUGGUUUAUCAAGGCAGUAGUUGAGGUAUAUGCUUCAUUUAUCAGUUGUAAACAAUAUCUUAAUAGAAUAUACUUUUGUUUAAAAUGAGCAGUACAGAUCACCCAAGGCACUGUGGCCAUAUAAAUUGGAUCUGUUAUCCUUUAAGGUCAAGUGAUGACAAGGUUUUUGUGUUUAUAACCUGCACGGAUGAAAAAAAAAAUGUUUGCUUCUCAGCUCUACUACAGGUUAUAUAAUAGCUUUGGGGUUGUAGCGAAACAUGAAGCAGUUUUGGGUGGCUUGUCAUAUAAGUGGAUGCUACAGGGAUGAUUAAUCAAUUCUGAUGCCAAUUAAAUUAAUUAUAAAUCAGCCUUAUAUUGUGACAUUUAUAUUCUAUAUAUACAGUAUGAGUGUGAACCGGCUCCUAAGAUAACUGACAGGAUCACAAAGCAUGUUCAGUGAAUCAGCAGAAUUCCACCGCUUCUCCUUUGCCAUUCAGUCUCUGUAUUGGCAUCCAGUACCCUCACAUUUAAAGCAGUCCCUAAGCCCCACUCUGCAUCUCUGAACUUGCCUCUAGAUACAUUCAAGGCUUUGCAAGACGUGCACCCCUUCUGAAUUUCUUUCCUACAUUUUGCUUAUCUCCCAAAUCAAAAGGUCUCUUAUAACACAAUUUCUUUAAAAAAGCUGAGGCUAGGGAGGGAGCUUUGUCAUCACAAUUUUUUUUUUUAAAAAAAAAAGCGAGUUUCGGCCACAAGACGAUUGUCUUUUUGCAAACAAAGAUUUCCGACAACUUUGGCUUCCGAGCGAUUUUCAUCCCAUAGUGCACCAUGGUGCUUUCUGACGUUCUGGACGUUCUUCAACAAGAUCAAUGAGCCUAUCUGUGUCAAAGAAAUGCUUUAAAAAAGCUUGGUGUGUACCAUGCCUUGCUUCCAUCGAAACGUUGCAGGAGUUCUGCCGAAAAGAAAUGCUCACUUGUACAAGCAUUGGAAUUACCAAGAAAAAUCUAAAUAAUUAUGAAGUAGAAUAUCUAUGCGACUACAGGAUUGAAAAGGGUGUGGAAAAAUUUCUUGUGAAGUGGAAGGGAUGGCCAGAGUCUUCAAAUUCGUGGGAGCCUACAAGAAACUUGAAAUGCCCUACACUCCUAAAACAGUUUUACAGUGAUCUUUAUAAGUAUUUCUAUGCACUUAAACCAAAUAAAAAAGGGGUCAUAAAAAAUAAUAUUAAGUCUUUGGACCCUUCUCUUUCUGACUAUAUAGUCAAAAAAGCUAAACAGAGGAUUGUUCUACGGCGCUGGGAAGAAGAGCUGAACAGGAAAAAAUCCCAUAGUGGUAUGCUCUUUGUUGAAAAUGUUGUUGAUUUAGAAGGUCCUCCUAUAGACUUUUACUAUAUCAACGAUUACAAGGCCUCUCCUGGAGUAAACACAUUGGGUGAAGCCAUUGUUGGCUGUGAAUGCUCGGACUGCUUUAAAGGCAAAUGUUGUCCCACAGAAGCAGGAGUCCUCUUUGCAUAUAAUGAACACAAGCAGAUAAAAAUCCCACCGGGAAGACCAAUUUAUGAAUGCAAUUCAAGAUGCAAAUGUGGUCCUGAUUGUCCUAACCGGGUGGUGCAAAAGGGACCACCUUAUUCUUUAUGCAUCUUUAGGACAGACAAUGGCCGUGGUUGGGGCGUGAGGACACUCCAGAAAAUAAAGAAAAAUAGUUUUGUGAUGGAAUAUGUUGGGGAGGUAAUAACAAGUGAGGAGGCAGAGAGAAGGGGCCAACAGUAUGACAGCAGAGGAAUUACAUAUCUCUUUGAUUUAGACUAUGAGGCAGAUGAGUUUACAGUGGAUGCAGCUCGAUAUGGAAACGUCUCACAUUUUGUGAAUCACAGUUGUGAUCCAAAUCUUCAGGUAUUUAAUGUCUUUAUUGACAAUCUUGAUGUACGUCUUCCGCGUAUUGCAUUAUUUUCAACAAGGAGUAUCAAGGCCGGAGAAGAACUUACAUUUGAUUACCAAAUGAAAGGUUCUGGUGACCUCAGCACAGAUUCUAUUGAUAUGAGCCCUGCCAAGAAAAGAGUGAGGAUAGCCUGCAGAUGUGGAGCUGCCACCUGUCGUGGCUUCCUUAACUAACCUUUUUUCUGCUUCACCCCCCAUUAAAUGUUUUGCUAUGCUGUUUUUAACUGAAAUGCAAUAAUUGCUUAGUUUGUGGGUUUUCACUUUACAAAAUAAAUUUUAAUGCCAAUUUUUAAACCCCUUUACUCUCUUACGUUGAAGUCAGGUGUUAGUUGUAAAUAAAAUAUGUAUUUAUUAAGUGCAAAAAUCAGUUUAGAGAUUGUUUAUGAAUCCUUAAUGUGUAGAACAAGAAAACAAGGUUUUGGAUGCAGCAAAGUUCAAACGUUGCUUUUUCUGUGAUUUUUGCAGCAGUGCCCAGUUUUGCUUAUUGUUGUGCUACAAAAAGUAUGAACAAAAGCUAAAAUUUCAACAGCUGUCUGACCAAUUUUUGAGCAUAUUGACUAUUGCUUCCCCCCCCCCCCCUCAAAUCUGGUAUCAAAAUGCCUAGCUAUGUUAUUUUUUUGCCUAGUAAUGCAUUUAUGUACCUGUUAGGAAAGUGUGGAAUUGUUUCUAAUGCUAAAAUCAUUUGAAAAUGGACUGGUGCUUUCAAGAUGUUACAUUUGUAGCAAGAAUAAAUACAACAGGCACAACUCCCAACAUUGCUUGCUGUGCCUUUACCCUUAGUUGCUAAUUAUCUCAUGAGUAGUAGUAUAUGAUGAGAAAUAGCUUUGCUUUCUAUGGCCAUAUAAUGAGUGAUUUUUUUCCCAGACAAAACCGUGACACCUCUUCAUAGUCUACUAAAAAGGAGUUCUCGUCUGACAUAAGCUUUUUUUUCUUGGUUUGGUACAUCCCAAGUGAACUUCUUAUUUUGCUGGUUGUAGACACGAUAGACACGUGUGAAAGAAAUUUAAACUUUUUCAAAAGAAUCGGUCCUUGUGAAUUGCUGCUAGAGCAAGGUUGUGCUAUUUGGGUAGGGUAGUAAUAUCGUUUGUAAGUAAGUGACUGCUGUUUUGCUGCUCAAACAUGAUUGGCAUUUAUUUGAUCAUGGUAUUUUAACGUUUUCUUCUCUUCCCCCAUCUGUACCUAACCAAAGGACUUGUUUUAAAUGGCUGAAUUAAAUUAUGGAUGCACAGUAGCAUUCCCUCCACUGACCUCUUUGGAUGGCAUCAGUUUAUUAUCUGGUCCCCUGAAGUGCAAUAUAGUAAAUCUUUUCUAAAAUGCCUUGAUGAAAUAAUUCCCAAUCUAGUGUCAGAUUACUUUUAAAGUAAAUACACAAAAAAAAUAUUGCAGGUCAAAAUAUUGAUGUUUCUUCUGUAUUGUUGAUUUCUAAGCCUUCCUUGUUGAUUAAAUUUAACACAUUGCUUGA